CCCGAAUUAAACCAACUUAUCAAGGAAUGGACGAAACUAAUAGACGGACCGAGGAGCCCCCCUCUCAGCACCGCAUGUCAGCCGUUCAUCGCUUCCUCUCCCUGUUGUGUUGUGGGCUGGUGUGGUGCUGCGCGGACGAGCGGGGGAGCGACCGGCGCGGCUGGGCGGUGGGCGAUGAGGCCGGGAACGUCACCCACGCAGCCAGCACCUGCGUGAAUGGGUGGAGGAUAGCAUCCAACACAUCUCCAUCGUGUGCCUGUCUUGUUCCUUACCGUGAUGUCGUCAGGUUUUCCCCCCUGGAAUGCCUCGCCAGCCCGCGCAGCACCCCUGGCGAAUGGCGUGCGAGCCCUCGAGUCGAGGGAGCGGAAGAACGCCGCCUUGGCCAACGCACGAGCGAUGUUCUGACCAUACCAUACACAAGACAAGACGACACCAUGGAUUGGAGGCAUUGACGUCUGUGUGUCGGGCCAGUGCGUCGUUGCUGCUUACAUCAGGGUGUGUGGAUAGGGCCUCAUUGUGGUAGAAGAGCCGGGCCUCCCAUGGCGAGGUGGCGAGUGAGCAGAGUGCGCAGACCUCGUAGUCGUGUAGGUUGUCGAAGACGCCGUCAGUGCCGAAGAUGAGCAGGUCCCCCUCCUUGACCGGCACAUCGUACAGCUCAGACUGGGCCGGCUGGUCGGCACGAGUGGCAGACGCACCCGACACGGCCGCAUUUUGGAGAAGCCUGCGUGGAAUGGAUGGACAAGGGAAAGGAGAUUUGGUGUGCUGGUUUUUGGUAGGUGGGUGGGUGGGUGAUCACUGACCUGAGAAGCCUGUGGAGGCCGUUCUGUUCGAGUAUGGGCCAGUCCUCGCGCACAGGGACGUUGGCCAGCUGGAACGGACAGUUCCUGGACAGACAGACAGACAGACAGACAGUUGAGAUGGACAGAAAUGGUGUGUGUUGAUUUGAUGUGAUGUAUUUAUUGUCUUGGUGCGGUGCGCCUCGCCUUACCAGUUGUGUUGCUGUUCUUUAAUGCGCCGGACGACCGUCAUGUACAAAUCAGACCCGCCACGCCUGCACAUCACAUCGACACACACCCAACACACACACACAUCACGUCCACACGUGUUGUGAAGAAGACCCGUGUCGACUCCUCACUCACCUGAGCACUAGUGCGGAAGAGUCUCCUAGGUUAGCCACGCCCAGCCGCUUGCCCUGCUCGUCGAGGCACGCCACGAGGGCGGUGGAUGAGCCCCACGCACGCGCGGCGUCGAACCCCUUCUGCAAUAUGCGACGGGCCUUCAUCGACGGGGAAGACAGCGACUGCACGCACAGAUGCAUGACGACAGGACAGAUGUACAUGGCGUGGUGUGUUUGUCGAUGGCGUUUGUCGUGUGUCUGGGUGGCUGACAUCUAUGUCGUUGAUUUUGGGCGCAGCGGCUCUGCAUCCCUCCAUGACCUCGUCGGCAAACAUGCGGGGGUUGAUGCCCAGCUGCUCCCACUCGCCCACACCGUCAGCCACUCCCACGGCACAGCACUGCUCGUCGAUGAAGUAACCGUCCGCACCACCUGAUGGAUCACACACACACACACACAUCCAUCCAUCCAUCCACCUAUAUUCACCGAUGUGUGUGUCCUCCCUCCUUCAGUCACUCACCUGUGCCGGUUUUGUCAGGUUUGGGGAUGCAGUGAAUGCCGCAUGCGAGCUGCAGGCCCCUCUCCUGUGGUGGCGGCAGCAGCACCGGCGUGUGGAAGACGGGGGGCCCGCCGCUGCCGAUGCCGUCGAUGUAGGCGGGGGGAGGGCUGCUCGACGACGAACGGGGCGUCUUACCCGUCAACCUGCGCCAAGGCACACACAUCGACAUGGAUGGAUGGGCAUCCGUGUGUGAUUCGUUUGAUGAAUGUGCUCGGUGAACUCACCUGUAGAUGCAUGCAGGCGAGAAUGGUCCGCCCAUGGGGGUCCCGCUCGCGCCCGCCAGGAGCUGGAUGACCUCUGCCGGCCAGUAGUCGAUGCUGCCGCUCGACCGCACAGAGGGGGCCACCAUCUUGCCCGUGGGCGGGUUCUCCAUCGGCGAGGGAAGCAUCGACUGCUCCGACCGACGGUUGCACGCACGCUGCCACUGGCUCACACGGUCCUGACACACACAACACGACACGACACAUACACACGCAAUGUGAUGGUGGUUUGGUUGAUGGUUCUAAGUGUGUCCCCUCUCGUGUGUGCGUGUGUGAUGUACCUACCUGUCUGGAUGGUGUGGCGGGCAUGACGGCUGUGGGCGGUGGGAGCUCCUCAUCCUCUGGAAUGGGGACGUUCCGGGGCGAUGCGCGCGACCGCGGACCACCACCCUACACACACACACACACACGCACACGUGAACAUGUCACCCUCACUGGUGUCUGGUCUGUGUAUUCCGGUCCGGCACUCCACUCACCUGAGGUCCACCCCGCUUAGCCAGACUGAAGACAGAUCCCACGAGGCUCUUGAAGGCAAAGUACCCGCCCUGUUUGCCGCCCAGGCUGCCACCCUCGUCACGCUCACGGCUGCCCCGUCUCGACACGUGGGAAGAGGCACUCGGCGACACGAGCGAGUCGCUCGAGCCCGACAGGUGGACGCCGCUGCUGUUGGCGUGGCUGGACGACGUGUAGGCGUCGACGGAGGCCGACCGCGGCCGGUCCCUCUGGUAGUUGGACGCACAUGGCGUGUUUGUUGCGCGUGGGUUGACCACGGCCGUCAUGGGCUGGGAUGCGUUGCGGUUGGCCUUGAGCUCGUCUAUGGCGCCCUUGUACGCCUCACCUGACACACACGUACACGUACACAACACAACACACAUGAGCGCACAAAGGGCAACAGCACUCCACUCUCUCCUCCCCCUCUCUGCGUCAUUAGGUACCGAUAUCGAGGCAGUUGAGUGAGCUGAUGACGCGCCCCGUCCGAUGCAGCCGGUGGAACCGCGCCACGGCGUCGUCACUAUUGCUAUUGACGCCGUCCCGCCCCUUGCCCGCCCCCACACUGCUCCUGCGACCGCUCCCAUAGCCCACAUCGCCAAAGGGCGACGGCACAGACCGCGAACUACCCCCAGAUGCGGAAAUGAGGCCCUCACGAUGGCCCCGGGCAAUCGGCCGGCCUCUGAGCGACCGGCUUUUCUGCACCAGAGGGGAGAGGUGGGGGUCGUCCAGGGGCGCCAAUACCUCGUCCGAGCGGUUGGAUGGCGGGGGGUUGUCGCGCAUGGAGUCCAGCGAGUGCCGCACGUAGGGGUCGGUCACAGCCCUUGGGCGUGUGUGGCCUCUGGCCCAGCUGGGCUUGGAAAGGAGGGCUUCUUCACGAUCCUCCUUUCUCUCAUCGCAGUGAAGCGUCAGCGGCAGCGGGCCCCUCCGCCGCCCCCGCACACACCCGGUGGGCGUCAGACAUCCUGGUCUGUCUGACGCUGGGGGAGGGGGCGUCACGCGCCGAGGGCUGGGCGAAGACGACCUGGUGUCUAGGACAGCCGUGGUCUCGUCUGUUCUGGUGGGCUGUGGUCGGACGGCCGGCUGUUGUGGCCGUGAGAAGAAUGGGGGGGGGGAGGAUGACACCUGGGGGGCGUGGGCGAACCUGGUGCGAUCCAAUGACGCGCGCUGGCCUGCAACCGUCACACACGGAGGGAGGGGAGAGCGCCGCGGAGUGUCAUUGCUGUCUGCCUGAUGGGCCUCCUUUUGUCACUCAGCCUCUCAGACCUGGUGUGCAGGUGUCUUUGGCAUUGGCCUCCGGUGAAAGUGGUGGGGUGGCGAGAGCUCGCGAAUCACCACACGCAGAGAUGGAACGAGUCGAGAUGAACCUGAACCAAACAGCCAGAACACCCCACCCCACCCCACGAGCCAAACACACGACACAGAUCAUUCCCUGACGUUUUUCUGCCCCUCCGUGUGUGUGGUGUACCGACCUUGAUAGGUUCUUGGCUUGUGACCGGUUCGCGUUCUCGAAUGAGCCGAGUCGGUUGAGGAAAUCCAACAGCAGCUUGGUGUCCGAGGGCGACACACCGUCCAGGGUCCUCCCCGUCAUCGAUGAAGGACGCUCUGCCACCAACAGGCAGAUCCGGCCUGUCGACGACACUGUCACGACACCAAGCGCAGGUGGCGUCAGGUGAGGGAGCGAGUAGUUGCUGUGGUGAAGGGCGGAGGGGAGCGAGUCACAUCUCACGUUGAACAAGCUCCGUUCCUCGCACGGAGUCGCUCUUUUUUGCAA
This is a messenger RNA of Vitrella brassicaformis, 4196 nucleotides long. The record is from the annotation of a GenBank genome assembly. NCBI's taxonomy places the organism in Eukaryota, Vitrellaceae.